Austrofundulus limnaeus is the source of this 3552-nucleotide messenger RNA. It is a transcript of the gene khdrbs1b, whose product is annotated as KH domain containing, RNA binding, signal transduction associated 1b. Gene Ontology annotation, biological process: regulation of alternative mRNA splicing, via spliceosome. The coding region runs from base 253 to 1338 and encodes 361 amino acids. The transcript has 11 exons. Gene Ontology annotation, cellular component: nucleus. NCBI's taxonomy places the organism in Eukaryota, Metazoa, Chordata, Actinopteri, Cyprinodontiformes, Rivulidae. Gene Ontology annotation, molecular function: mRNA binding; poly(A) binding. The record is from RefSeq and is a predicted model, not a curated record.
AGUCUCUCUCCCAUUUCUACCCAGCUCAGCUGAGAAGACUGUGCGUUUCGGAGCCGAAGCAGAGUUCGGGUCUGUUUCAUGCAGAAAACGACCCGGUAGCCACAUGCGAAGCGCCGUCUACACGAGGGAUACCCGGCACUUCAUAGUUACAUAACCGGACUACUUUUUUUUUUUUUGCCUUUUUAUUGGAGUUUUUUCACGCUUUUUCUCCUCCAAGUUGCAUUGACUUGCUUUUCUAAAAAUUCUACAAAAAUGGAGAACGACGAUAAAUAUCUCCCUGAGCUUCUGGCAGAGAAGGACAGUUUGGACUCUUCGUUCACGCAUGCCAUGAAACUUUUAAACGCAGAAAUCGAUAGAGUCCAGAAAGGCGACACUAAAAAGGAGACAGAAACCUACCUGGACCUUUUCACAACAAAGAACAUCAAACUCAAGGAGCGAGUGCUCAUACCUGUCAAACAGUACCCAAAGUUUAAUUUCGUGGGGAAGAUUUUGGGACCUCAGGGCAACACGAUCAAACGUCUGCAGGAGGAGACUGGAGCCAAGAUCUCAGUGCUGGGCAAAGGAUCCAUGAGGGACAAAGCCAAGGAGGAGGAACUGAGGAAAAGCGGCGAGCCCAAGUACGCCCACUUAUCCAUGGAGCUGCACGUGUUCAUCGAGGUGUUCGCCCCCGUGCCAGACGCUUACCUGCGCAUGGCACACGCCAUGGAGGAGGUCAAGAAGUUUCUGUUUCCCGAUUUGAUGGAUGAUAUCUGCCAGGAGCAGUUCAUGGAGAUGAGCUACCUGAACGGAGGCCAGGAGCACGGCGGCAGAGGUCGAGGGGGCAUGCCUGUUAGGGGCCGUGGCGUCCCCCCAGCAGGAGCACACAGGGGAAGAGGAAUGCCUCCUCACGGCGCCGUGGGGAGAGGCGUGACUCGAGGCGGCCCGGCUAGAGGCGGAGCAGUCAGAGGGGCCCCUACAGGCAGAGGAGGACCCCCUGCAGCACCCACCAGGGGAGCAGUGGCGCCCCGUGCUAGAGCCCCAGCUGGAGGACCACCCCAGAGGAUGGCACCGCCCCCCGCUCACCAGCACACCUCCACUGCAGCUGCUGAGGGUUAUGAUGAAUAUGGCUACAAUGAGAGCUACACAGACACAUCCUACGAGUCGUAUAACAGCUAUUACAGUCAGCCUCAGGCAGAACCAGAAUAUUACGACUAUGGACACGGAGAGAGCACAGAGUCAUACGAGACAUACGGCCAAGAUGACUGGAACGGCACCCAGCGGACGACCCCAGGAAAGGCCCCUCCCCCCUCCAGAGGCGGCAAGACGACUUACCGGGAGCACCCGUACCGACAGUACUGAAGCGGACACUCCUUAGUGUUGCCCCGAUAACCACCUGUCUACCACGGCAGCUCUCGCUUUAAGAAGCUUGACAAAAGUAAAUGUUUUGUCUUUUUAAUUUUUAUUUUAUUAUUUUUUGUUGUUGUUUUUUUCUUACACGGACUUUAUACAAAAGAACAAAUUGGGGACUGAAAAUUUGAACUUUCAGUUUGGUUUUUAUCUGACCACAAACCUCUCACAUACACACCCCCACCCCUCCUCGUUUGUCACUCCUCCUGUCCAACCAGUCAGACGGGUUUUUGGACGGGUCAGAGAGAAGGUGGUGUCUUUUUUUUUUAUCUUUCUCUCUCUCUUCUUUUUUGACUUAGUUUGUUUUGCUGUAUUCUUUUCCAUCUGCACUUUUUUCUCCCUCCUCCCACACUGGCUUUUUAAAAAAAUUUGUUUUGGCAUUAUUGAUCGUUCACAUAUUUUACUGUUCGGGACUCGGCAUUUCUAGUGGAAUAGUGGCUCGAGAACUACUUGUUUGAGGAAUCCAUUUUAAUUGUUUUAAUACAAAGAACCUGUCGAGGGUCAGUUGCAGAUUCCCAUUUAGGCUACAUUUCAAAAUUCUGUUAAUAUAACCAAAUAAAAUACCUUUUUAAACUUUCAUUCAUGUAAUAUAUAAAACCAAAAAACCAAACAAAUCUUAAAUUACAAUAAGACUAAAUUAAUCUUAAUGGAAUCGGUGCAAUUCGUUCUUGAUAAUGCUUUUGUUUUUAAAUAGAUCUAAAACAUUACUCAUUUAGCCUUAGGCAGCAAUAUUUGUCACUGUACUUAGAGUUUUGAAAUAUAGCCCUAAUAGACACUGUCGAGAUGGACUGUCCUCAUAUCCUUAAUUUGUUUUUUACUUGUAUUAAAGAAACAUUAAUUUUAAGACUGAAAACAAAAUAAUUGUUUAAUGAGAAUCUGGUUGAAACAUGUUAAUUUAAAACCAGUUCAGGUCUUCAUUUUUGUGAUCUGGUUCUACACAAACUGCAUGCACAAAGAAGGAUUGGGACAAAAAUCUCCACAUGGGUCUUCUCUUACUGUAGAGAAGGGAUCCUGCAGCUCAAUCCAAACUCUUGUACAUAUUUUAAAACAUCCUAACUGUACCUCUUCUGCCACUAGUAUCUGUACCCUCUCCAUAAAAUGCAUUAUGCUACAUGUGUAAGCUUGCCUAAAUAGGUUACUAAAUCUGUCCAAAAGAUGUUUUGCAGCAGUUUGUCAAUAAAGCUUAGUUUGUUUUUAUGAAACUUAACUUGCCUUAUUUGUUUCCUGUCCUAGUAAAAUUCUGAAAUGGCCUUUUUUUAAACAACCUUCAGUAAUCAGACGUAGGUGUUUUCUUUUGUUUCUCUUUCAAAACCGGUUUUUAAAUAUUAAAUGAAUGUAUUGACGUCUGACGACUUUAACCGUACCAAAUGAUGUCUUGAUUUAUCAAAAGAGCACAACUUAUUCUUUUUCUCUCUUUCUAUACUUUUUAAAAAGGACCCAGAGGUAAGACCUCUAAAAUAACCUGGAUAGCUUCCUAAUGUGUAUAAAGUUGUAAAGCAUUGAAUGCCUGGGUAUGUAUAAGACUUUUUCAAUCCUCUUACCUGUGGUCGUAAUCGUCAAUGAGAAUUGCUUUCAUAGCAUUUGAAAAUUAACUGAAUUCAAACCACCAUUCAGGUCUAGGCCACGUUGUCAUGAAUGAUGCUGGCGCGAUGGCUACUUUAGUACAGAGUAAUGGCAGUGCAAUGGAGAGGAUGGUUAUAACCUAGAGAGCUCCACUGUAAAGGCACCACCAUCGGUCACUGAAGACCCUGGAGACUGACGGUCUGCUGGAGGCUGUGGGAUCCUCAGGUUGGUUCUCUGAUUGAAUCGGGAGCAGCUUGGCAUGAAGGCGGUCAGACGAAGCUCUCGGGAGCGUCCCAGUGGAGGGGGAAAAGAAAAAAGAAAAGGAAGGAAAAUAUGAAUGGUGGUUCAAGGCCCAGUUCUGGUGUCUUGGAAGCUGGGGGAAGGGGUGCGCAGGGGUAGGUGGGCAUGGCACCUAAAGAUGAUGACUGAUGAAGAACUGGCUCAGACUCCAACCUAAGGCUGCAGCUGCUCAGCUGGGAAUCAGAAUACCAACAGACCAAUGAAGUACUCUCACCUCGUGGACUAUUUUACAUGUCUUUGUUGAAUUACCAGGUAUAAUUUGUGUAAAUACUUUCUUGGUAUUAAAGAUACCAACUGAUUGAA